AUGUUUGUUUUUCUCCUGUUGGCGUCUUGUUCGGUCUGUGCUUAUGCAAAGUAUAAUAUAGGCCCAGAAGAGAUAAAGAAUAAAGAUUUAGAGCAUUGGGCUAGACGCCUUAUGCAUAGACAUCUCAAUAACAUGACGGCAGAAAUUGUAAAAGAUGCGCAUUUGAAACUAAAGCAUGCUGAUAAAAUCCAGCAAGAACACAAAGGCAGUAUAGGAUAUGAGCUGGGCACCAUAGCAGCUGGUAUUCUAGAAAGAUUCCUCUUCAUGCUCAAGAUCUACAGAAGGUUAUCCAACAUGGAGGACAUCAAGAAGAAGAAGGAGCCAGUGGGCCAGUUCACAGAUGCCUUGCAAGCUAUGCUUGGCACCUACAACGAAAUCAUUAUGGAGAAAGCAAUGUUCUUCGAUACGCUGAAGCGAUUCGAGAGCAUAGACCCCGACCAGGUGGAGAAAGACCGAAUCUUACGCCUGAUAAGCAGGAAGCCGUCGGUCUUCAAAAACAGGAUCUUCAGGCGUUCGGGGAUUUGGAACCCGGCUGAAGAGCAAUUUGAUAUUAUUGAUUGA
Leptosia nina is the source of this 561-nucleotide messenger RNA. Lineage: Eukaryota; Metazoa; Arthropoda; Insecta; Lepidoptera; Pieridae. The record is from the annotation of a GenBank genome assembly.